Microsporum canis CBS 113480 is the source of this 1053-nucleotide messenger RNA. RefSeq lists its product as hypothetical. The record is from RefSeq and is a predicted model, not a curated record. Lineage: Eukaryota; Fungi; Ascomycota; Eurotiomycetes; Onygenales; Arthrodermataceae. The transcript has a single exon. The coding region runs from base 1 to 1053 and encodes 350 amino acids.
AUGAUAUCUCCUCCCCUCUCCCAGGAAUCUGCUUUUGAUUCAAACGUCAUUGCACCGCAGGUCUACUCUGGACUAGAAUAUGUCUCGAAUAAGCUGCAGUCUAACACGUUGCACUUGACUCUCAUCCUGUCGCGUGCUAAACCGCUGCCGAUUGGCCAAGGGUGCAACCUCACCGUGUUUCCCGUCAAUACCCUCUCGGAUAAUGCGCGCCAUCUCUUCAACAAGUACAUUCGGCGGGCGGCAAGGAAAUAUAAUCUUCAACCGAAAUGGAUGGCCCUCUCGUCAUCAAGCAUUGGUAUGGAUGCGGUGUUCAAUCCGGAAUAUCUCAUCGAUCGAUCACUGAAACAGAACGAUGUAUUGAUAAGCCUUGAGGGACUCACCAUUCUGAACAUCGAUCGCACGUACACUCUUAAGCAAUACCUUAACGCCCUCUCCACUCCUUGGGUUACCCCAAACACCACGAUCGACAGUAUCCCCAGUCACAUCUAUACCGACGCUUGCCUCUGUCUCCUUCGGAGGGCUGUGCAAAGUACUGGUGGCCGCCCAUUCACCAAGUCAUUCUUUUAUCACGCUUAUAACCAUCUCCACUUUGAGGACCAGCUUAUCGUUGACAUAGCAAAUGAGUAUGUCGCCCGUUAUAAGCAGGUGGCCAUCGUCUUGCCAAAACCUCCGCCUCCCGAGCCUGUGUCUGAGCCUGAGUGCAAGCAAAAUCCUGGACAAAAGCCAGAAACCAAACCAGAAGUGGUAGCAGACUCCAAGCAAGAGAAACUGGAGAAACAGAAGGUCAAGAAGAAGGAGAUAGCAGCUUCGUCAUCUGCCACAAGGAGAGUUAGCUUUGCGAAAGCACUCUCCCCCCUCAGAGCCAGGACACCCCAUAGUGCGUCUGAUGUAACACCAAUUACCCGAAGUGAAUGGAACAUCCUCGUGAGCGAUUCGACUGUCAGAAGGAAGAAGCCAGUCCAGCUGACGGUGCCUCAGGGCCCUGAAUGUGUCACAGAUAUAGAAGAAGAUGGAAUCAUAUAUGACUUCAAUUGGAAGGAUAUCGAGGCGUAG